Lodderomyces orthopsilosis Co 90-125 is the source of this 915-nucleotide messenger RNA. RefSeq names its product RNA-binding RNA processing protein (gene RPP1). Gene Ontology annotation, biological process: tRNA processing. The transcript has a single exon. The coding region runs from base 1 to 915 and encodes 304 amino acids. Lineage: Eukaryota; Fungi; Ascomycota; Pichiomycetes; Serinales; Debaryomycetaceae. Gene Ontology annotation, cellular component: nucleolar ribonuclease P complex. Gene Ontology annotation, molecular function: RNA binding. The record is from RefSeq and is a predicted model, not a curated record.
AUGUCGUAUGAUCUUAAUAUACCAUGGCCUUGUAACAACUACAAUACAACUCCAACUCCAAAACAAUGGACUGACUUGAAAAAUACACUCAUAACCAAUUUAGAACUUGGUAUAACUCAUCAAGCCAUCAACUUCACCAUUGACGAAUCAGUGAAAAUUCCCUUCAAUACCCCCGAAAAAAUUAAUCCUAUACCAAUAACCACUCUUCUCGAUGAACUAAAACCAAAUUUCUCCACAUUGAACUUAUUUACACGUGUUACUUUAAUCGUUAAUGAUUCAUCUAAAUUACAAGGAAUCGCCAAAUUACAAAAUCAUUUUGAUUUAUUUGCUAUACAACCAACAACGGAAAAAGCCUUACAAUUGACAAUCUUAAACAUUGAAUGUGACUUAAUCAGUCUAAACUUAUCUAAUAAACUACCGUUUUUCCUAAAAUUUAAAGCUAUUGGAACUGGCGUUUCCAAAGGAAUCAAAUUUGAAAUCAAUUAUAGUCAAUUAGUAACUGGAUCACUGGGAUUUUCAUCGGAUGUAAGUGUCAAUUUAAUCAAAAAAAACUGGUUUAAUAAUGUAUUACAAUUGAUUAGAAGUUCACGAUCGAGAGGAAUUGUCGUAUCAAGUGGUGCACAAACACCGCUUCAAUUGAGAAAUAGUAAUGAUAUUUUGAUUUUGUUGAAAACACUUGGAUUGAAUUCAAGUAAAGCCAAGAGUUGUAUAACGAUAAAUCCAGAAAAGGCAUUGCUUAAUGCUAGAUUACGAAUCAAAUCUUAUAAACAGGUGAUUAGCAUUGGUGAUCAAGAUUUAAUUGGUAAUGAACAUGAAGAUGGUGAUAAGAAACAUAAUGCAACUGGAUAUAAACGGAAAUUUGAUGAUACCCCUUCUGGCAAAUUGUUGAAAAAGUACAAGACAGACACCACCUAA